Cydia pomonella (codling moth) is the source of this 2111-nucleotide messenger RNA. RefSeq lists its product as uncharacterized. The coding region runs from base 414 to 1214 and encodes 266 amino acids. Gene Ontology annotation, molecular function: nucleic acid binding; zinc ion binding. NCBI's taxonomy places the organism in Eukaryota, Metazoa, Arthropoda, Insecta, Lepidoptera, Tortricidae. The transcript is spliced from 2 exons. The record is from RefSeq and is a predicted model, not a curated record.
CCUAAGAUGUCUGGUAGUCCUCCAGGUAGGUCGGCGGCCGCCGCUCACGCGUCGAACGCCGAACUUCGACUUGAGGUGUGCCUGGUGGUCUCGGCUCUUGUACUGCUGAUGGCUCUCUAUUAUUGACAGACGCAGGAGGUUCUUCUGCCACAACUUCAGAUGGCUCGUCCUCAGCCUCAGGCACAUCGUCAGUGUCAUCAGAGGAUAUGGAAAAAUAUUCAUCAUCUGAGGGGAUUGGUGCCAGAUGUCUAUUUGAUAUGAGACCCUCUCUUCCAUCAGCGUACCUAACUAGUACGUAUGGUUAGCAGCGGCUGCGCCCGCGCACUCCGCGGUAGGCCUACUGUCAAUAAAUCAGUGUGCAAAUAGCUACGGUGCGUUUCACUCGUGUCCUCAUACUUACCAAAUUGGCGGCGAUGGCUGGUACUUUUGGGUUAAUUUCGGUUUUUAAUCAUGAAACCCAAGAGUGGAGAACCUACAAGAAUCGGCUAACUCAGUGGUUCAUAGCCAACGAUAUUAAUGACGACACAGAUAAAGCGCAAGUGAAACGGCGAGCUAUCUUGAUAAGCGCACUCGCCGAAUCUACCUACCGGCUGGCAAGUAAUUUAGCAUUACCGGCUACGUUAGAAGAAAAAGGAUUUUCGGAUGUGGUGAAGAUUUUGGACGCUCAUUUCACACCAAAACGCUGCGGGUACGUGGAACGCUUCCAUUUUUAUUCGGCCACCCAGCAAGCGGGCGAAGGUCACGUGCAGUGGGCUGCGCGUCUGAAGGGCCUCGCCGCGCACUGCGAAUUUAAAAAUAUGGAGGACGCUAUUCUCGAUAGAUUUGUAAUGGGUAUGCUCCCGGGCCGAGAGCGCGAAAAGCUAUUCGCGCAAAAUGUCGGGGAGCUCACGUUGUCUAAGGCGAUAGAUUUGGCGGAGAGUAUCAGAGUUGCUCGCACCGGUGGCGCUGCCACUGGCCUAGCUGGAGCCCCGGUGGCUACGGAAGCCAGCGGUCUGUUCCAGAUUGAAAAAGCAUCUACGGGCUCGUCUGCAUCGUCGUCUAACGUCCAGUGCUCGGUGUGUGGUAGAUACAAACAUAGUGCUACAAAGUGUCGUUUUAGAAAUUAUAAGUGUAGAAAGUGUCAAACAAAGGGCCAUUUAAGUAACAUGUGCAAGGCGGUGAAAUAUAUCGAGUCGGAAGAGGUGAACGAAAGUGAUGACGUCCUUACAGGUUAAUUAUCACGGUGGCGCAGAAAGAACCGAUUUUAAUAUCGAGGACCAGAUAUUAUAUAAGAAAUACAUUAAUAAAAACAAAUUUCAAUGGGUAAGAGGAAAAAUAACAAAAAAACUAGGUCAACGGUUGUAUUUAAUAGAAGAUAAAGAAACAUGUAACGUUAUAAAAAAACAUAUCAACCAAAUUGUUAUAUACAAAGGGCAACAAACCAAUUCACCCACUACGGAAUGUAUGGUGCCCACUACACACAUGGUGCCGAGCACACAGGAGCCAACCGUAUUCCUGCCCGUGCCUGGCCCGGUCGCCUCCCAAAGCGUCAGCCAACCAGUCGUAAGGCCGACUAUGCCGGCGCUUCCGGACGCACCUGAAGACUCGGACACUUUUCAUCCGGCAGAGGGGGAAGAGGGUAAUAAUAUAUCCCCAGAGGGUCAGUGCUCUCAGAAAUCCGAGAACGUGGAUAUCCAACGUGUCUACUCCUCCCCGGAGGACCAGUCAUCUCAACAACCCGGGAACUCAGACCCUCAAGACACGAAUGCCCUAAAACCCUUGCCACCGCGGAAAGCUAGACUUAAUUUAGAUUUUAAGAAAUACUUUUAAGGUAUUGUUAAAUAAAGGUGGAGGGCUAGUACGUAUGGUUAGCAGCGGCUGCGCCCGCGCACUCCGCGGUAGGCCUACUGUCAAUAAAUCAGUGUGCAAAUAGCUACGGUGCGUUUCACUCGUGUCCUCAUACUUACCACUAACGUAGGAGUAAUUUGGGUUACUUUGCAGGAGGUGACCUUCUUCCACAGCUGGAUCAUAUUUUGAAUUUCGCACGCUCCUUUUUAUUAGAAUAGGUCCUGGGGUGGUAAGCCAAGCUGGCAAUGAUACCCCGUUAGGACUCCUUCGAGGGUGACUGAACA